GAUGGUCUCCUUAGACAAAUCAUCAAUAGCCAGGAAGCUUCAGCAGACACACUCUACUGCUCCCACCCACAUGAAUGUUUUACUGAAGUCAAAAGUUCCUUUGCCAUCUUGCCUUCGAACUGUGGCUUUGGUUUAUUUAAAUUUGUCAGACAGGACUGCAGGUCUCUCCGAGGACGACGGAGGUCAGAAGUCUAUGUCGUACAAUUAGAGAGGCUUUGUUAGCUUUUUUUUUGUUGUUGUUAUUGUUGUUAGAUUUUUUCUCGACAAGUGAGAGGAAAUUUUGUAAUAUUGUGCAAUGGUGUCACAAAAGUUUUGAAAGGUGGUGAGUGUGUGUUUUUUUUAUGCUGCCAAACAUCCUAAGUUGGUUCAACAGAAUAGAGGUCUCCAUGUUGCAUCCAUACAGAAUGGAGAGCUACCUCAUCCCGCCUCACGCAGAAGAAAUGUACGACCCCGAGAUCUACAGACAUCAAAUCACAGAAUAUUAUAAUCCGUAUGUUCUUGACACAGAUAUACAGACAGACCACUGGGACUACCACCCUCAGCCACACAUACACCCUGCAGAAUUUGAAAACCUCCAGGAAACCAACUUCACCGAGCUCCAAAGCGUGCAGACUCUCCACCCACCAGGCCUCCUACGACCCGACACCAUACGGUACGAUGCAGAGAACCUUCUGGACCCAGGAACGCAUGCACAUGUGCUACAGCAACCGAUUGCAUUCUUCCCUCGCUCCAUCUACCCUCCCAUGUCCCAGCGAAGCUCCGAUGACGAAGACCACGGAGGACGAAGUACUCCACUGGAGGUGUCCGAUGAGGAGUGUCUGAGAGACAGAGUCCCUUAUGUCUCCACCGGAGACCUUGGCAAAAAGAAGAUCCGUUUGUACCAGUUCCUCCUGGACCUGUUAAGGAAUGGCGACAUGAAGGACAGUAUCUGGUGGGUGGACAGAGACAAAGGGACAUUCCAGUUCUCCUCCAAACACAAGGAGGCUUUGGCACACCGCUGGGGAAUCCAGAAAGGCAACCGGAAAAAAAUGACCUAUCAGAAGAUGGCCAGAGCUUUACGCAACUACGGCAAAACCGGGGAGGUGAAGAAGAUCAAGAAGAAGCUGACGUACCAGUUCAGCGACGAGGUCCUGGGGAGGAAUCAUCUAGAGAGGAGCACGUACAUGUAGACAGGAAGUUGUUCUGGGAGAUAUAUACACUGUUACUGGUAAAUUAUAUCUUAUUUUGUGAAUAGCACCAAUACUGCUGUACACUGAAAUCUGUGUAAAAACGGGUCAAAGCUGCAGUCGCUUUAAACUUAGAAGCUGUCGUUAGGAAGAAGAAUGAAUGCAAAUAAACUAUUUUUUAUGUGUUUAGAAUGAGCAGUCGGAAAUAUAAUAAGUUCACCUUCUUAAAAGAAUCAACAUGAUCUUUUUCUUUUUCUUUUCUUUUUUUCAGUUUUAAAAUGGAAUCGUUUUCACUGAUAGUUUUAUUGAAUAUCUACUGUAUCAGUCUGUGUUUGUUUGAUUGGUUGUGUUUCCUAUAAACUGGAAACAAAUGUACAUUUCAGAUGCCACUGUCUGCAGCUGACGCAAGCACAAGGGCAUUACAGGCUUGCAAAUAAGGAGCAUAAAUAGAAGCUUUUAUGUGCUGGGUGAGCAGCUUUCAUUUAAAUAAAGAUGAGAGGAGAGGCCACCCAGUGUUUAAGAUAAGGCAGACGGUGCACAAAAGUUAAACAAGCAAAAAUAAUCGCAAUUUUCAGGCAGCGUAAUCUUUAUUCAUGUGAAGCUCAAAUGAAUUUUUUUUGUUGUUUGUUCUUUCUGUUGUUGUUGUUUUUUUGUUUUUUUUUUUGCAUCUCUGUCAGUCAAUAUCACAUGAAGACAAUGUCAGUCAAUGUGGUUAAUACGGGUUGUGGCCAGCAGGGGGGCACUUUAGCUUUGCAACAACAAGCAUUUGUUUCUUAUGUGUAAGGCUGAAUCUUUCUUUGUAUUGUUUUUUUUUUUUACUGUAAAAAUCCUAAACUUUAUACAAUUGCAUGGUGUUAUGUUAUAUAUUUUAUACAGCAGUAAAAAAAAUAAUACUGCUCUGUAAAACAAAGAAACAAUUCCAUCUGUUCUUUAAAUGGGUCAAAACAUUUUAACAACCUGCCAAAUGUUUUCUCACUGAGCUGCCUUCACAAGUUCUCCUGUAGAGGUCCGCCGUGUAGGAUUUAGCAACAUCUAGUGGUAAACAUCCUGUCGUGACUAAGACUUAAUGAGUGAACACUUAAAAAACAUUCUUUAUUACAGAAAAAGGAAAAGGUCAUUCAGGGCAGUAUUUGUAAAUCCUGACAGAACUAUGUAUCCAAGUGAGUGUACGUGUUGUUAUUUAUAAUUACAUAUGUUCUCAUCUCUUAACCACAUCUUACAGAGUGCCACAUAUACAUUUGGUUAAUUCUGUCAUUUGCUCAUUGACAUUUAAAUUUGCAAUAAAAAAAAUAGCAGGCUGACACCAGCUGGAUAGAAAAAAA
Molecule: messenger RNA, 2488 nt
Organism: Cynoglossus semilaevis (tongue sole)
Lineage: Eukaryota; Metazoa; Chordata; Actinopteri; Pleuronectiformes; Cynoglossidae
Gene: spi1b
Product: Spi-1 proto-oncogene b
Exons: 5
Coding region: 342-1169 (275 amino acids)
Biological process (GO): regulation of transcription by RNA polymerase II; cell differentiation
Cellular component (GO): nucleus
Molecular function (GO): sequence-specific DNA binding; DNA-binding transcription factor activity, RNA polymerase II-specific
Source: RefSeq, a predicted model, not a curated record